CCUCACUCCUCAUUUCAAUUUAUUAGUUUCCUUCAAACUCGCUUUGACGUCAUACCCACAAUCCAAAACAUGUCCACCCCACUGCUCCUCGACAGCAUCGCCGCAUUCCCCGCCCAUCGACUGCGCAAGACUGAGACCAUCAUUGUGCGCGAGGACGGCACUCGUUACGUCGAGAAGCAACAGACAGACGGCUCGGUCGUCGCGGAAGAGCGCGAGCCAAUCCCAAUGCCAGUCAAGGACAUGGACAAGCUGAACAAGCCAGACAAGGUCAUUGACAAGCUCUAUAUCAGUGCCAUGGAGGCCGCUAUGAACUGGCCUGCAAUUGAAAGCGAAGGCAUCACGCACGUCGUCAAUCUCGCUGUGCAGUGCGCAGACAACUACUUUCCAGACAAGCUCCAGUAUCAUGCAGUCAAGCUCGUCGACCUGUCAUUUGCUGACGCGCUCAAGUUCAUCCCAGACGGUGUCAAGUUUAUUGACAGUGCUAUUGAAGGCGGUGGUGCGGUGCUGGUUCAUUGCCAAGCAGGAAUCUCGCGCUCAUCGACGUUUGUGGCCGCCUAUCUCAUGUUCAAGCACAAUUACACGGUCGAGCAAGCGCUUGGCAUCAUCCGCGACGCCCGACCCAUCAUUUCGCCCAAUCCAGGCUUUCGCCGGCAGCUUGGCGAGUACGAGCAGCGUCUCAAGGCAGAGCGGAGUGCACAGGGCCCCAAGCAAUAGCAUGCUGACAUGAGUUUAUUCGAUUCGUUCAAAUUUGUCUUGCUGUUUAAGAUUGUCGUUUUGUCAACAACCAAAUGCAUUGAGUGUUUAUCCCGG
Messenger RNA from Capsaspora owczarzaki ATCC 30864, 810 nucleotides. Its product is annotated as dual specificity protein phosphatase 9. The record is from RefSeq and is a predicted model, not a curated record. Gene Ontology annotation, molecular function: JUN kinase phosphatase activity. Lineage: Eukaryota; Filasterea; Ministeriida; Capsasporidae. Gene Ontology annotation, cellular component: cytoplasm. The coding region runs from base 70 to 714 and encodes 214 amino acids. Gene Ontology annotation, biological process: protein dephosphorylation; regulation of MAP kinase activity. The transcript is spliced from 4 exons.